This is a messenger RNA of Saitoella complicata NRRL Y-17804, 2984 nucleotides long. Its product is annotated as WD domain, G-beta repeat-containing protein. NCBI's taxonomy places the organism in Eukaryota, Fungi, Ascomycota, Saitoellomycetes, Saitoellales, Saitoellaceae. The transcript has a single exon. The coding region runs from base 22 to 2850 and encodes 942 amino acids. Gene Ontology annotation, biological process: maturation of SSU-rRNA. The record is from RefSeq and is a predicted model, not a curated record. Gene Ontology annotation, cellular component: Pwp2p-containing subcomplex of 90S preribosome; small-subunit processome. Gene Ontology annotation, molecular function: snoRNA binding; protein binding.
GCGCUCAAAUCUUCCUCGACAAUGGUAAAGUCUUAUGCAAAAUACGAGCCAGGACUUGUCGGCGUCCUCGGCCUCGUCGCCAGUGCAGGAGCAAACGUGAUCUACGCCAACGACACCGGUCGAAUUGGAGCAGGCUAUGCAGUGGCGCCGGCACUCGAGGAGGUCAUUGUGUGGGAUGUGAAGAAGGGGGAGCAGAGGAGUAGAUUAAGGGAUCUGGAUUGUACGGCGGAGGUUACGGUCAUUGCGCGGAGUUUGGCGAAUGGUGAUAUGUACGCUGUGGGAUAUUCGGAUGGAUCGAUCAGGAUCUGGGAGUUGUCGUCGUCGAAUCUUGUGGUUACUUUCAAUGGUCACAGAUCAUCUGUUUCGGCACUCUGUUUCGACGUCAGCGGUACCCGACUCGCCUCCGGAUCGAAGGAUACCGACAUCAUCGUCUGGGACGUCGUCGCCGAAGUCGGUAUCUCCCGUCUUCGUGGCCACAAAGACCAAAUCACCUCUAUUCGUUUCCUUCGCACCCCCCUCGCCGGAGAAAACGUCGGUUUUACCGAUCCAACGACCGAUGCCGGAUGGCUUCUCACAUCCUCAAAAGACACCUUCCUCAAGCUCUGGGACCUGUCAACCAAGCACUGCGUCGAAACCCACGUCGCCCACCGCGGCGAAGUCUGGGCCAUGAACAUCUCCGACGACGAAAAAACCUGCGUCACGUCUGGACCCGAUGCAGAAAUCAAGUUCUGGGAUAUCAAUACGAGCGCACUCGCAAUCACCAGCGACAACGCCGAAGAAGUAAAACGCAUCACGCAGCGAGGAAUUUUGAUGAGGCAGAGCAAGGAGAGACCUAUAUCACUAUCAUUCCACCCACGAGGAGAGUUCUUGGCUUGUCAGGGUGCGGACAGGGGAAUUGAGAUUUGGCGUUUAAGGAGCGAGGAGGAGAUCAAGAAGAAGCUUACCCGUAAGCGUAAGCGGAGAAAGGAAAAGGCUGUGGAGGCUGGGGAGGAGUAUAAUGAGGAGGAGGUCCAGGUCGAUCUGGAUGAUGAGAUUGCGCAGUAUGUUACUGUACGGACACCUGUGAAGGCUCGGUCGUUCGAUUGGGGAAUGCAUGCGGAAGACCCGAAGAAGGCUGGGUCAAUACAGUUCUUGACAUCGUUGACGAAUAACGUGUUGGAGCUGUAUACCGUUGCCGUACAGAAAUCGGCGAAGAAAUCUGCUGGACCGCCAGAGUAUGAGCGUCUUCACUCUAUCGAACUACAGGGUCACCGCUCGGAUAUCCGUGCUUUGGCAAUGAGCUCAGAUGACGAGAUGUCAGCCUCUGCAUCCAACGGCUCGCUCAAGAUCUGGAACAUCAAGACCGGCGCAUGCAUCCGUACCUUCGAAUGCGGCUACGCCCUCUGCGUCUCCUUCCUCCCCGGCGACAAAGCCGUCGUCAUCGGUACGAAAACCGGCGAACUCGAGCUCUUUGACGUCCCAUCUUCCGCACUCAUCGAGUCUGAGAAGGCACACGAUGGUCCGGUGUGGUCACUUCAGGUUCACCCCGACGGGAAAAGCUUAAUCACGGGGUCUGCGGACAAGCAGGUUAAGUUUUGGGAUAUUGGGGUUGAGCAGGAGAUUGUUCCGGGAACGAAGAGGAUGAUUUCGAAGUUGAAGUUGACGCAUACGAGGACGUUGAAGCUUGCUGACGACGUUCUUUGCGUGCGUAUCUCUCCUGAUGCUAAGCUUAUUGCGGUUUCGUUGUUGGAUGCUACCGUCAAGGUCUUCUUCGUCGAUACGCUCAAGUUCUACUUGUCUCUUUACGGACACAAGUUGCCUGUUCUCUCGAUGGAUAUUGCAUCCGACAGCAAGCUCCUCGUCACCUGUUCCGCAGACAAGAACGUAAAGCUCUGGGGUCUCGACUUCGGUGAUUGUCACAAAUCCAUCUUUGCGCACCAGGACAGUAUCAUGCAAGUCGUCUUCGAGAAAGAGGGACACAAUUUCUUUACCUGUUCGAAGGACAAGUUGGUCAAGUACUGGGACGGUGAUAAGUUUGAGAACAUCAUGAAGUUGGAGGGACACCAUGGUGAGAUUUGGGCUUUGGCCGUUUCGUCGAGGGGAGACUUUAUCGUGUCUGGAUCUCAUGACCGUUCGAUUCGUGUGUGGGAGCAGACUGAUGACCAAGUCUUCUUGGAGGAACAGCGUGAGAAGGAGAUGGAGGAGUUGUACGAGCAAACCCUCGUCGCUUCCUUGGAUCAGGAGGGACAGAACCCCGAGGAUGCGGAUGCGGAGGCCAUCAGUGCUGGUAAGCAGACAAUGGAGACCUUGAUGGCUGGUGAGAGAAUCAUGGAGGCGUUGGAUUUGGGUAUGGAGGAUAUCCCUAUCGUCAAAGCAUGGGAGAAGGCUAAGGCCGCGAACCCCAACCUCGCCCCACCGCCACGAAACGCAAUCUUCGUUGCUCUGGGCAAUAUCACCGCUGAGCGAUACGUCUUGGACGUCGUUCAGAAGGUCAAGCCAGCACAUCUCCAGGAUGCAUUGUUGGUGCUUCCUUUCGACAAGGUCAUCGCGUUGUUGACCUUCAUCGACAUCUGGGCAGCCCGCGAGUGGAACAUCCCCCUCAUCUGCCGCAUCCUCUUCUUCCUCCUCAAAACCCACCAAUCUCAGAUCGUCGCAAACCGUAUCAACCGCCCCAUGCUCGACUCCGUUCGUUCUCAUCUCAGAAAAGCAUUGCAGAAGCAAAAAGACGUUAUGGGAUACAAUUUGGCUGCGUUGAGGUAUAUCAAGAGGGAGUGGGAGAGUUAUAAUACGAAGGACUUUUUGGAUGAGGAGAAGAUGGUUGAGGAGCAAAAUAAGCAGACGAAGAAGCGUGUGUUCUCAACGGUGGCAUAGAUUUGAGGGGAUUGUUACAAGAGAGAGAAUUGGUAUCUGCAUUUUCGUUCGUGUUUUUGGAGCAUCUUAGUUAUAGUCUUUUUGUGAAAUGCAUCCGGGGUAUCUAUCCAUGACUCCCAACCUUAUUAUUAUCA